Anoplophora glabripennis (Asian longhorned beetle) is the source of this 691-nucleotide messenger RNA. RefSeq lists its product as uncharacterized. The transcript is spliced from 5 exons. The record is from RefSeq and is a predicted model, not a curated record. Lineage: Eukaryota; Metazoa; Arthropoda; Insecta; Coleoptera; Cerambycidae. Bases 142 to 519 code for a protein of 125 amino acids.
UCAUCCUAACAGUUUCAACAGGUGAAUACGUAUUGCACAGUGCCCAGCAACCUCUUACAUACUGUCGCUCAUCCCUUUCGGUCGACGCACACUUUCCAAAGGACUUCACGUUAUAAGUAAGCUAACCAAGAAGGCAUCAAAAUGAGGUGGCCAGCUAUUGCAUGGUUCGUGGUCGUGGUAGCAGUGGUGGUACUUCAGGGUAAUUGGGCGGCUAGGGCUGCCCCCAGUCCACGCAACGAAGAUAUGUUCAGGGAGCUGCUGAAGUUGGAUCAGAUGUAUUCGUCCAUAGCCAGACCGAGUGUGCGAAGCGGGCCCGUCCAAGGCGAAAUGGGUCCGAAAGUUCAGCGCGCCAUCAACAUGCUUAGGCUUCAGGAGCUCGAUAGGCUGUACGCGGACAGAGCUAGACCUAGAUUCGGCAAACGGGCACAGAGCAAUUCCAAUUUCGCCGCUAUCGACUACGAGGGCCAGUACCACCCUAACGAGCAAGAUGUGGCGGAUUGGUUACCCGUCCGAAGAUGAGGCAGCAUUCUAAGGAACCCAGCAAUCUUUAAUUUUCUGUCGAUUCCCCAGCCCAGUAGACAAUCACAAUAAUUUAACGUCAACAGUGUUAUAUUUUCGUGCAUAUGAACCUGUUAUUGUUGCUGCUAAUAUUUUAGUCCCAAUAAAGCAUGUUCGUGGCCCAUUCCACAAA